AUGGCUCCUACCACUCGCUCCGCCGCUCGCAAGGCCACCGGCAUUGUUAGUUCCCCUCCCAACGCCCCUGCCAGUGCCCUUGCCACGAGCCACGCACCUGUCCGUCUCGACUCCACUACCACUGGCCCCUUCCGCACUGUUGACGACGACCCCAAUAUGAUCAUGGAUCUGGACGGCUUGAAGAACGUCGUCAAGGAUGAAGAGGACCUGAAGCUCCUCAAGCAGGUCCUCGAAGACGUUCCCGCCGCCGACAUUGAUGUCAAAGAGUGGCUUGAGCAGUACAAGAGAGACCAGGCCGAGAAUGAGCGCAAGGAGAGCGGCGCCUCGGUCAAGGAGGUCAACAAGACUGGAGAGACUCCCGCUGCUGCUGACAAGACUGAUCCUUCCACCCUGGAGGUCAACUGA
This is a messenger RNA of Aureobasidium melanogenum CBS 110374, 405 nucleotides long. RefSeq lists its product as uncharacterized. The record is from RefSeq and is a predicted model, not a curated record. Lineage: Eukaryota; Fungi; Ascomycota; Dothideomycetes; Dothideales; Saccotheciaceae. The transcript has 2 exons. Bases 1 to 405 code for a protein of 134 amino acids.